GCAGGUUGUCCUUUGCGCAGGUGGCUUCAACUAACGAAUCUGAAUCCACCAUCCCGCUACUGUAGCUUCAACCGAGCUUCAACUACAUACACUACAAACCCACCUCAUACAACCAUUAGGAGCAUAACAUCGAGCUCGAACUCGACAAUAGCCAUGUUCAAUUGACCUGAUAUUUCCCUCCUAUCGUAUACGCCUAAAUAGAGAAAUAACUAUAACCCACCCCGAAUGGAGUCAGCACCGCCUCAGCAGGGCGUGCUGAGCUGGCGCCUCAGCUCGCAUCCCAUCACACUGCUAACCUUUCUCGCAUUCCGCAUCUCGUCGCUCCUCGUAUACCUCUUCGGCGUCAUCUUCACGGAUAACAUGGUCCUCAUCUUUAUCAUCACGAUCCUGCUACUAGCUGCCGACUUCUACUACCUCAAGAACAUCGCCGGUCGGCGGCUAGUCGGGCUGCGCUGGUGGAACGAGGUCGAUCCCUCCACGGGCGACAGCCGCUGGGUCUUCGAGAGCAGCGAUCCGGCGGUUCGCACUAUCAACGCCACCGACAGUCGCUUCUUCUGGCUCGCCAUCUACGCGCAACCCGUACUCUGGGUCGCUCUGGCUAUCCUGGCUUUCGUGCGCCUUAAGUUUAUGUGGUUACCCCUUGUUGCCAUUGCGCUCUCCUUGACGAUCACCAACUCCCUCGCCUUUUCGCGCUGCGACAAGUUCAGCCAAGCCUCCAAUAUUGCCGGCAGCGCUUUCUACUCGGGCAACAUCGCAGGCAACCUCGCGAGCAAUAUGGUCGGCCGCUUCUUCACCUUUGGCCGUUCGUGAUCCGCCAUUCUACACAUAACCCGAAGAGUCGAAGUUAUUUUGAAGGGGAAAAGAAAGGGAAAGGCGUACUCAAAUAUCUUUGAUACCGGUUUGAAGGGGCGACAGGUAUUCUACAGGCAUCUACUUAUCAUGGUGUAUUUCUGUCUAUUUUUUAUAGCAAACUUCGGGACAAGAGCCUGUUGUAAUACUAUGAUAUCUAUGACCUAAUGAAAUUUGCGAAUUUAGCGAUGUCUGCAAAGAAUUGUACAGGUACUUUAUUGUCUAUUAAGAUU
Daldinia vernicosa is the source of this 1082-nucleotide messenger RNA. RefSeq names its product DUF846-domain-containing protein. NCBI's taxonomy places the organism in Eukaryota, Fungi, Ascomycota, Sordariomycetes, Xylariales, Hypoxylaceae. The coding region runs from base 226 to 810 and encodes 194 amino acids. The transcript has 3 exons. The record is from RefSeq and is a predicted model, not a curated record. Gene Ontology annotation, biological process: protein secretion; vesicle-mediated transport. Gene Ontology annotation, cellular component: Golgi membrane.